Messenger RNA from Wasmannia auropunctata (little fire ant), 755 nucleotides. RefSeq lists its product as uncharacterized. The transcript is spliced from 3 exons. The record is from RefSeq and is a predicted model, not a curated record. NCBI's taxonomy places the organism in Eukaryota, Metazoa, Arthropoda, Insecta, Hymenoptera, Formicidae. Bases 96 to 404 code for a protein of 102 amino acids.
CCAGUUAGAUACGCGCGAGGUAAACGCCACUUCGUUGCAAAGUAUUGCAAAUCCUUUAUCAUCUGAAAAGUGAGUUGAAAGCAUUAGAGCAUCAAAUGUCGACUAACUACACGAAUAUUUUCUUAUUCAUCAUGAUGGCAACUUGCGCAGCUACGCCGAUUCUUCUUUUGACUCCCGAAACGAUGCUCGCUCAUCCAGCUGUCAUAAUUAAUUCUGCAAUGGAAGAUAAUUUACCUAAUCAAUUACGGAAUAAUUUCUAUAAAAAUCCAAGUAUCGCUGCUAGUCUUGCUAAGGAAUCCUGGUUCACUGAUAAGGAAAUGCAGGUAAUUGACCGAGACACAGACAAAAUCCCAAGAGAAAAGAUCUAUAAUAUGCUACAUAACGCUGGAUUCGUUCGCAGAUAAUAUCAAGAUUAUAAAUUAAAACUAUUGUUGUUGAAUAUAUCUUGACUUCCAUAUAUAUUCAAUAAUAUUAGUUUCAACUAAGUUUCUUACUCAUAUUUGCUCAUUUAUUCGCUCGUAUUAUACUACCACUCAAGACUCACAUUUCGAUAUUUUACAUUUGAUCUUUUACACUAUUUUCUACACACUCUGCGCGAGUUACAAUUAGUUCGAGUUAUUUCUUAUUUUGAUUUACGAUCUGAUUCUAAAAGUAAUAUCCACAACGAAUAUACAUCCAGAGAAACAUUUCUUGAAAUUCAUUGUUUGAUUAUAUAACUAUAAAUUAAUCGCAAUAAUAAAUUAAUAUAUUUUAUA